GAGCAAUGACACUGACCAAUAUGAGUUUGAUUAUUCGCCUGUUUACAAUGUUGUUGAUUGCCUCAUCGUUGUUGUUAAUUGUUGCGUCCGAAGGGAAUUAUGUUGUAACAAUUAAUGACCAAAAAGACUACAAGAAAUUAUUACGAGUGCAUAAAAAUGUGCUGAUACUGUUUUUUAAUUCUUCUAUGGAUAAAAACAUCCAACUGAAAAAAGUGGUAAAAACCACCAUGGAAGCUGCUAAACAGGCAAUGGGACAAGGAACUGUUGCUCAAAUCAACUGUAACGAUGGUGAAGUAAAGAAGUUAUGUAAAAAGCUUAAAAUAACCCCAAAACCAUACAUCCUGAAACAUUACCAGAACGGAGAAUUUCACAAAGACUAUGAUAGGAGAAUAAAUACAAAUAGCAUGUAUCGUUUCUUGUUAGAUCCAGCCGGUGAUAUACCAUGGGAUGAAGACCCGACAGCUGUUAAUGUCGUUCAUCUAGAUGACUCUAAUGCGCUUCGAAAAACAGUUGGUGGUGGAAAACCUGUACUGAUCAUGUUUUAUGCUCCUUGGUGUAGCUUCUGUAAACGUUUGAAACCUGAAUUUAGUGCUGCAGCAGAUGUAUUGAAAGGGAAGGUCGUACUGGCAGGCAUGGAUUUAACACAUCGUGGUAACGAAGUUAUUGCAAAACAGUUUAACAUUGAUGGUUAUCCAACACUUGAGUAUUUUGAGGGUGGCAUGCAUAAAUUUAGAUACAGUGGACAAAAUUCAAAGGAUGGCAUAAUUGAAUGGCUUAAAAAUCCAGUGGAACAAGCGUCAUCUCUCUCUCUUGAAGAGGAAGAAAUUUCAUGGACUGAUGCCAUCACCGAAGUGGUUCUUUUAAAUGAUGACACAUUUGAUGAAUUUAUUGCGGAACAUCGAAGCGUUCUGGUCCUUAUCUAUGCUCCUUGUAUGCUUAUUUCCACUUGA
Loa loa (African eye worm) is the source of this 950-nucleotide messenger RNA. RefSeq lists its product as hypothetical. Gene Ontology annotation, molecular function: protein disulfide isomerase activity. NCBI's taxonomy places the organism in Eukaryota, Metazoa, Nematoda, Chromadorea, Rhabditida, Onchocercidae. Gene Ontology annotation, biological process: protein folding. The coding region runs from base 6 to 950 and encodes 314 amino acids. The transcript has 7 exons. The record is from RefSeq and is a predicted model, not a curated record. Gene Ontology annotation, cellular component: endoplasmic reticulum.